This is a messenger RNA of Tripterygium wilfordii, 1684 nucleotides long. RefSeq names its product purine permease 3-like. The coding region runs from base 68 to 1117 and encodes 349 amino acids. The transcript has 2 exons. Gene Ontology annotation, cellular component: membrane. Lineage: Eukaryota; Viridiplantae; Streptophyta; Magnoliopsida; Celastrales; Celastraceae. The record is from RefSeq and is a predicted model, not a curated record. Gene Ontology annotation, molecular function: purine nucleoside transmembrane transporter activity.
CAAACAAAUUCACAGGCAACAUUACACAAACAGAUAGAGAAGAAACAAUCUGACAACCAAAAAAACCAUGAAGAAGGCAUUACUAAUUCUAAACUGCAUCCUAUUAUCAGUAGGAUACAGUUCAGGUCCUCUAUUACUCCGUCUCUACUUCAUCCAUGGCGGCAACCGUCUCUGGCUCACAACCUUUCUUCAAACAGUUGGUUUCCUUCUUACUUUGUUUCCACUCAUCAUAACCUUCUUUCAGCGCCGCAAAACCCAGUUCUCCACCGGGCUUUUCCUUAUUAAACCUCGCUUAUUCAUCUCCGCCGCGGCCAUAGGCCUCCUAGCGGGCCUUGACAACUAUCUAUACUCGUAUGGGAGUGCGCGUCUACCAGUGUCAACGUCUUCUCUUAUAGUUGCAACCCAGUUGGUUUUCACAGCUGGGUUUGCUUUUCUGUUGGUGAAACAGAAAUUUACGGCGUAUUCGAUUAAUAGUAUCGUUUUGUUGACGGUUGGAGCGGCUGCUUUGGCUAUGGGUUCCAGCAGUGAUCGGCCGGAAGGCGUGUCGAAGAGAGAAUACAUGUUGGGAUUUUUGUUAACAUUAUUGGCUACGGGUUUGUGUGGGUUUAUGUUACCAUUGGUCGAGUUGAGUUACAAGAAAGCUAAGCAGGAAAUGAGUUACACUGUUGCGGUGGAGUUUCAGAUGGUCAUGGGUUUGUUUGCGACUGUUUUGUGCACUGUUGGGAUGCUCAUUAACAAUGAUUUCCAGGUGAUUCCCAGAGAAGCUGGAGACUUUGACCUUGGGAAAGCCAAGUAUUAUGUGGUUUUGGUGUCAAUGGCGAUCAUAUUCCAGAUAUCGUUCUUGGGAUCAAUAGGAGUUAUCUUUGGUGCAUCCUCUCUGCUGUCUGCUAUCAUAAUAGCAGUUACUCUACCAGUGACAGAGAUCCUAGCAGUCAUUUUCUUCGACGAGAAAUUUCAAGCCAAAAAGGGAGUUUCCCUUGCACUCUCUCUUUGGGGCUUUGUUUCAUACUUUUAUGGUGAGAUUAAACAAAACCAGAACAAUAACCAUACUGACUCACAGAGAGAGUUGUCUCUACCCGCAGCCAAUCCUUCAACUCCCACUGGUGUAAAUGUUUGAAAACGAAAAUGGUUAACUUCCAUUAAAUUUUCAUACAUAAUUGUCCAUAACUGAUGUGGCAAGCAACAUCAGCUCUCCAGCAUGUCAAUUUUAGAAGUCUUAAUUUUAUUAGAAUUGUAUUUCUCUCUCCAAUCUAUCUCUUUAUUCUCUCUACCCCUCUCCCUCCCUCUAUCUCUAUCCUCUCCAUCACUCCCUCUGCACAGCUUUUCUCUCUCUCUCUCUCUCUCCUCCAGUCUCUCUCUCUCUCCCCACUCUUUUCGUUGCAGAAACACCAUUGUUCGAUUUCUCCAUUGUUUGGCCCAUGACAACUACAUUUGAGUAGAUUCGGUAUGGUGGGCUCAGAUCUGGGCUAUUUAUGAGAGAUUUUAGCUCCAGCCCUCCUCAUGAGUUUGUCCCAGUCUGUCGAACAAGGGAACCUGUAGCAGGAACCUAAACAAGACCUUAUUCAGUCUCUCUCGUACAUUUGUUGUUGUGUUUCUGAUAGUUGAAGCAAAUAAUGUAAUAAAAGCUUAAAUAAUGUAAUAAGAUGUAAAUCAAUGCAAUAAGAUGUUGAAACAAUAUAAUUAA